CAAGUCCGACGGCACAUCAAUCGUGCACAAGUUUGACAUGCACGACGAGCGCCCUGGCGAGGACCACGACGAGUAGGUCGAUGAGGAUUUCUGGUAUGCAUCAGAGGGUGAGGAGGAGUGCAACAGCGGCGGAAGUGAGUCAGACGAAGACGAGGAGUAGCAGGUGGACCAGCAGCAGCAGCAGCAGCAGCAGCAGCAGCAGCAGCAGCAGCAGCAGCAGCAGCAGCAGCAGCAGCAGCAGCAGCAGCAGCAGCAGCAGCAGCAGCAGCAGCAGCAGCAGCAGCAGCAGCAGCAGCAGCAGCAGCAGCAGCAGCAGCAGCAGCAACAGCAGCAGCAGGAGCAGCGUCAGCUGCAACAACACCAACACCGGCAGCAGCAGCGGCAGCACAUGGAGCAGUUGGGUGCAGCAGAAAGAGCAGUAAGAGUUCUAGCAGCAAGAGUG
This is a messenger RNA of Closterium sp. NIES-67, 442 nucleotides long. The record is from the annotation of a GenBank genome assembly. Lineage: Eukaryota; Viridiplantae; Streptophyta; Zygnematophyceae; Desmidiales; Closteriaceae.